CAUCUUUGAGCUCCUCGAGUAGACAUCAUGAGCAAAGCUCACCCUCCUGAGUUGAAGAAAUUUAUGGACAAGAAGUUAUCAUUGAAAUUAAAUGGUGGCAGACAUGUCCAAGGAAUAUUGAGGGGAUUUGAUCCCUUUAUGAAUCUUGUGAUAGAUGAAUGUGUGGAGAUGGCAACUAGUGGGCAACAGAACAAUAUUGGAAUGGUGGUAAUACGAGGAAAUAAUAUCAUCAUGUUAGAAGCUUUGGAACGAGUAUGAACAAUGGCUGUCUUCACCAGAGAAAUCAACUGCUUCCACAUGUCCCUUCUCCACAUUUUACUACGAUGAAAAUUGGGUCGUGUACAUUUUCUU
Messenger RNA from Mesoplodon densirostris (Blainville's beaked whale), 351 nucleotides. RefSeq names its product small nuclear ribonucleoprotein G-like. The coding region runs from base 28 to 258 and encodes 76 amino acids. Lineage: Eukaryota; Metazoa; Chordata; Mammalia; Artiodactyla; Ziphiidae. Gene Ontology annotation, molecular function: RNA binding. The record is from RefSeq and is a predicted model, not a curated record. Gene Ontology annotation, cellular component: P granule; U1 snRNP; spliceosomal tri-snRNP complex. Gene Ontology annotation, biological process: mRNA splicing, via spliceosome; spliceosomal snRNP assembly. The transcript has a single exon.